Sphaeroforma arctica JP610 is the source of this 195-nucleotide messenger RNA. RefSeq lists its product as hypothetical. Gene Ontology annotation, molecular function: peptidyl-prolyl cis-trans isomerase activity. Lineage: Eukaryota; Ichthyosporea; Ichthyophonida. The annotation marks the transcript as partial. The transcript has a single exon. The record is from RefSeq and is a predicted model, not a curated record. Gene Ontology annotation, biological process: protein peptidyl-prolyl isomerization.
GGUAAGCUACUGCAAGGGGGCGACAUCACUCGCUUUGACGGCUCGGGGGGUGAGAGCAUUUGGGCCAAGAAAUUCAACGACGAGAAAAAGGGAUUGCUCAGGAAACUGGACAAACCAGGACUCUUGGCGAUGGCCAAUUCGGGCAAGAACUCCAACACGUCACAGUACUUUCUGACCACUACACCGUUACCAAAG